CCCGUGGUCCCACCAACCGCCGGACCGACCACUUAUCCGUGGUCCCACUAACCUCCGGACCGACCACUUCCCCGUGGUCCCACCAACCGCCGGACCGACCACUUCCCCGUGGUCCCACCAACCACCGGACCGACCACUUCCCCGUGGUCCCACCAACCGCCGGACCGACCACUUACCCUGGUCCCACCAACCGCCGGUCUGCAUGUAAUAAAACAUUUAAAAGGAUCGGAAAUAUCUCUUUAAAAAUUCAAUAAAUACGGUCACUACACUGCCGCAAUACUGCAAUGUGGAUCAUUCCUACUGGUCCAUCAAGAUAACACGUUUGAGGGCCACUGUUCUAGGUAACUUUCACUUAAAAAUGUCUCAAAUCGUCAAGGCAAGUUAGCAGCUAAUAAGGCAUGCGUAUUCCGGGUGGAUAAGACUUAUUAACCUUGGUUGGGCAACUCAUCUAAGAGAAGGAAAAUCUGACUUCAAACCCGGAACUGGAGUCCCGUAAGGUGCAUACAAUGACAAUGCCUGCAACCGUGUCCAUCCGUGGUCGUCUUGACGUAGAGUCUUGCCACUGGAUAUGGUGGGCCUGGACGAGAGAGUGAGGCUGACGCCGCGCAACUCUUCCUCACUUUAAACAAAAGCCACCCGCGCAAGUCAUCAGUCCCGGACGACUCGAUGGUCAUCGUCGAUCCUCGACGGACGAACAAUAAUAUUUACCGCAUGCGUUUUCAACCACCUUGUUCAACCCCACAACGUCCUUCCAACACUAGCUACUUCCUUGUUCAACCCCACAUUGUCCUUCCAACACUAGCUACUUCCUUGUUCAACCCCACAACGUCCUUCCAACUCUACCUGCUUCCUUGUUCAACCCCACAACGUUUUUCCAACUCUAACUACUUCCUUGUUCAACCCUACAAUGUCCUUCCGACUCUAGCUACUCUCUUGUUCAACCCCACAAUGUCCUUCCAACUCUAGCUACCCCACCUCUUAAAAACAAGUUUUGUCUUUUUUUAAUGCUAAGAUGACAUUUAAAAUUAUUUCUUUGAUUUAUUAUUUGUUCAAAUGGUAACUGUUUUUGCGUACCUCUAAUAAAGCUGCAAUUAAAAGCAUUUUUUAAAGUUAGUACAUGAUCCAAAAUUCAAAAGAGAAAAAAAAUGACAGACAAAAUAUCGUAGUUCAAAUACCAGCUGAGAUAACAUGAACUAGUUACAACCGGUUCAGCUACAAGUCAUAGCUCCAACAACCGACUCCGAGAAAAAGUUAUAGCUUUAAAAACCUGCUCAGCUAUACGAUGUCCGGAGGAAGACACCGAGUGGACGACAUUCUAACAGCGGUCAACCCCACAGGGAUGUACCAGGUUCUACAUCUUGUUGUCACCACCUUCGCAUCCUUCCCGAGCGCAUUCCAGUUGCUCAGCAAUAUCUUUAUAUGUAAGUACGGUGUGUUUCUCUUCAGUAAAAUAAUGUCAUGAGACUGUCUCAUUGUGAAUCAAACCAAAGCUGUCUCAUUGUGAAUCAAACCAAAGUUGUCUCAUUGUGAAUCCAACCCAAGCUGUCUCAUUGUGAACCCAACCCAAGCUGUCUCAUUGUGAACCCAACCCAAGCUGUCUCAUUGUGAAUCCAACCCUAGCUGUCUCAUUGUGAAUCCAACCCAAGCUGUCUCAUUGUGAAUCCAACCCAAGCUGUCUUAUUGUGAAUCCAACCCAAGCUGUCUCAUUGUGAACCCAACCCAAGCUGUCUCAUUGUGAAUCCAACCCAAGCUGUCUCAUUGUGAAUCCAACCCAAGCUGUCUCAUUGUGAAUCCAAUCAAAGAUAUCUCAUUGGGAACCCAACCCAAGCUGUCUCAUUGUGAAUCCAACCCUAGCUGUCUCAUUGUGAACCCAACACCAAGCUGUCUCCUUGUGAAUCCAACCCUAGCUGUCUCAUUGUGAAUCCAACCCAAGCUGUCUCAUUGUGAAUCCAACCCAAGCUGUCUCAUUGUGAACCCAACCCAAGCUGUCUCAUUGUGAACCCAACCCAAGCUGUCUCAUUGUGAAUCCAACCCAAGCUGUCUCAUUGCGAACCCAACCCUAGCUGUCUCAUUGUGAACCCAACCCAAGCUGUCUCAUUGUAAACCCAACCCAAGCUGCGAUAUUAGCGGUCCCGUCACGUGGCUUAAGGUGCCCCUUAAAAUAGCCGAGGCUCCAUGCAGUCCAAGUGAGUUGCAGGCCCCACGUGACGGCUCUGGUACUAGCAUAUGACUUCAUUUAGGGGUUGUUUUUUUUCCCGGACACUUCACGACUCACAGUUGUCAGUGUCGUCGCAAAGGCAAUGAUUGGUGGCGGUCCGCCCCUGGCGGGAAUUUUUCUCAAUUUUAGGUGAGGUCAUUUUCGGAAAACCGCAGAUUUUUUUUUUAUUGUGGAAGGGUUCGGCAUUAUCUUUGGCCUGCAUUGACUGGCGUUAACCCUUGCUUUCGCUCUGUGUCUGGGACGAGAGUAUCCUUGGCCUGCAUUGACUGGCGUUAACCCUUGCUUUAGCUCUGUGUCUUGGACAGCAGUAUCCUUGGCCUGCAUUGACUGGCGUUAACCCUUGCUUUAGCUCUGUGUCUGGGACAGCAGUAUCCUUGGCCUGCAUUGACUGGCGUUAACCAUUGCUUUAGCUCUGUGUCUUGGACAGCAGUAUCCUUGGCCUGCAUUGACUGGCGUUAACCCUUGCUUUAGCUCUGUGUCUGGGACAGCAGUAUCCUUGGCCUGCAUUGACUGGCGUUAACCCUUGCUUUAGCUCUGUGUCUGGGACAGCAGUAUCCUUGGCCUGCAUUGACUGGCGUUAACCCUUGCUUUAGCUCUGUGUCUGGGACGUCUGCAUAAUGAAAUAAAGCGGGAUGAUAAUGAAUGUUAUAGUCUUCAUUUUAUAUUAUGAUUUGUCUCUCUUGAAACAUUCGCUUAAAAGGGAUGCGUAGCAUUUUUUUCCCUUUUUUUUUUCAUUGAGUAGAGAAGGAAUAAAUGUGAGGAAAAAAAAAUCACUACAUUUCAAACAUUUUUUUAAAAAAUGGUCUUACAACUAAUCAUUAACAUUCUUAAAUGUGUACAUGAAUGUCCAGACAGAUCUGUCCCUAACACUAAAGCACAUGUCUUUGCCCAGGCAGAUCCGUCCCUCACCGCUGUUCCCAGCCCAUCAACUCGUCACAGAUCUACCCUUUGGACCACAAGGUGACCAACGUAACCUAUGGACGCUGUGACGUGACCUUCUGGUCCAAUGGAACGAUUCUUUAUAAAGAGCAAUGCCCGUACGGAACGGACUACGACCUCGAUCUCACGACCUCGGCGGUAUCUGAGGUUUGUUGAGAUGAUGCCCAGGCAGAUAAUGUUGAGAUGAAGCCCAGGCAGAUAAUGUUAAGAUUAUGCCCGGGCAUGUUAUGUUGAGAUGAUGCCCAGGUAGAUAACCAUGAAAUGAUCCCCAGUCAUGUAAUGUGUAAUUGAUGCCCAGGCAUGUAAUGUUUCGAAGCAAGACUUCAAUAAACUAUGUUUAAAAUUAUCAUUAAGAAAUAUUAAACACUUUUUUUUAAACUUGCGGCCAGCAAAUUAUAUAUGUAUAUAUAUAUAUAUAUUGCAAACCUUGCGCACAUCGGAUGAAGGAAAAUCUUUACGGAUCAAUGAAUAAAAAUGUUGCCACCAGCUAGAGAUGUAGUUUCUCAACACUAGUGUGUACUAUUACUUUAUUGGAAGCGCGAGUUGGAUACAUUUCUGACAAUAUUCAAUGUCUCUCAUGUUCUCACAGUUUGACCUGGUGUGUGACAGAGCCAACCUGGCCCGGCUUAGUCAGACCCUGGUCAUCGCCGGUCAAGGUGUGGGCGCCGUCCUGGCCACGAUCCUCAGUGACAGGUUUGGCAGAAAGGUUGUGCUCGUCACCUCCAACCUGGGGAUGCUGGUGUCCGGCCUGGUCGUCGCCUUCGCGCCCAACUAUUCAGUGUUUGCGGUGUUCAAGUUCUGUGCCGGCGCCUUUCAACAGGUGGGUCAGUGUGGGUCAGUGCCGCUGAUGGAAUGGGAAUAGUGAAGUACACGGGGGGAGGGGAGAGCGGCGAAGACCUAAGGGAAGGGGUAGAGAGAGGGAGGGAUGGAGAGGGAGGAGAGAGGUGGUCAGCACUUGAGGCAAGUAACAUUUGCACAAAUAGCAUGUUUAGAACUCGCAGAUAAGGCCAUCUUGGUGCAAACCAAUGUUACCGUUUAAGUAGAAAUGUUAUUGUAUGAUGUAUUUAUGUUUAUACAUAUAUAUAUAUAUAUAUAUAUAUAUAUAUAUAUAUAUAUAUAUAUAUAUAUAUUUAUAUUAUAUAAAUUAUAUAGCAGUUUCUCAAACAAACACAGAAACACUAGGAAUUUAAAGAGUAAAGAUGUCAUAAAAAAAAAUAGAAAUGUUAUUGUAUGAUGUAUUUAUGUUUAUACAUAUAUAUAUAUAUAUAUAUAUAUAUAUAUAUAUAUAUAUAUAUAUAUAUUUAUAUUAUAUAAAUUCUAUAGCAGUUUCCCAAACAAAAACAGGAACACUAGGAAUUUAAAGAGUAAAGAUGUCAUGAAAAAAAAACUCACUUGAAGUAUUCAACUGGUUUUAAUCAUCAAGAUCUAGUUGGAAAGGCAUUUUAUCAUUUUUAAUUAUUUUUUAUUUGCAUACGAAGUAUUUGUUUGUUGUUCUUUUUGGCCAAGUAGGGGACGGUAACCAGUAUGGUGACGCUUCUUCUGGAAAUGUUUCCCAGCAGACACAGGAGGAUCACGGCCACCUACGGCGGGUUGACAUGGGCCAUCGGGGCCAUGACCAUGGCCUUGGUCGCCUACCUCUUCCGGGACCAUUCCUGGAGGAUGCUUCAGCUCGCGCUCAGCUGUGUGUCCAUAUUGGCUCUCUUUCAACUUUGGUGAGACUCAACAUUUAGUCAAUUUUGACUCUCUUUCAACUUUGGUGAGACUCAACAUUUAGCCCAUUUAACCAUUUGUCGUUCUUUUAACUUUGGUGAGACUUAACAUUUAGCCCAUUUAACCAUUCGUUGUCCUUUCAACUUUGGUGAGACUCAACAUUUAGACCAUAUUUGCUCUCUUUCAACUUUGGGGAGACUCAACAUUUAGUCCAUUUUGGCUCUCUUUCAACUUUGGUGAGACUCAACAUUUAGCCCAUUUAACCAUUUGUCGUUCUUUUAACUUUGGUAAGACUCAACAUUUAGUCCAUAUUUGCUCUCUUUCAACUUUGGGGAGACUCAACAUUUAGUCCAUUUUGGCUCUCUUUCAACUUUGGUGAGACUCAACAUUUAGUCCAUAUUGGCUCUCUUUCAGCUUUGGUUAGACUCAACAAUUAGUCCAUAUUGGCUCUGUUUCAGCUUUGGUGAGACUCAACAUUUAGUCCAUUUUGGCUCUCUUUAAACUUUGGUGAGACUCAACAUUUAAUCCAUAUUGGCUCUGUUUCAACAUUGGUGAGACUCAACAUUUAGUCCAUAUUGGCUCUCUUUCAACUUUGGUGAGACUCAACAUUUAGUCCAUUUAUCGUUCUUUCCACUUUGCUGAGACUCAUAUUUAGUUCAUUUUCUCAAUAUUUUUUUUUUGUUCUUUCAACUUUUGAGAUGACCAUUAAGUCCAUUAUUACAUGAAACAUUAGCAGACAAGGACAUGCUUAACUCAAAUGAAACCUUUCAUCUAACGACAAGUCAGUUUGGAAAAGUAUUCUUGCAGAUUCUAGUCCGAAGUCCCACCAAUGUUAACAGCGUGUAUUUAACUCCCAGGUUUCUGGACGAAUCCCUGCGCUGGCUCAUGGCCAACAGUCAGUCAGAACGGGCUCUCAAAGUCAUCAAGCGAGCUGCAAAGAUGAACGGCAUCAAACUUGAAGCUGUCUUACAGGUCUUGUUGGACACGACUGCAUUUAGUUUACGUCUGUAAUCAUCUGCGAGAUCUGUUCACUAGUUCUGUUUUAGUUGUGUGGUUUUUUUUUUCAAUUAUCUUCUGUGCAAAGGGAAAGUGGAUUAGGUGACUUAAAGGGUAUGCUUGUUAUGGCAUGAACAGUUGUCAAUGUUUUCUUUAAUCUAUGAAACCCAUGAAGCCUACGAUACUUAUAAAACCUAUGAAACAUAUAAAUCCCUAAAGUACCUAUAAAACCUAAAGUACCUAUAAAUCCUAAAGUACCUAUAAAUCAUAAAGUGCCUAUAAAAACCCGUGUUUUCAUGGCGUAUAGGUUUUCGGGAAUUCCAAGUCGGUCGAUGGUAUGAUGUCAUCUAACCAUGAGCCUCAGAUUCAACCGGAUGUCCUAAAACUUAAUGAAGAGAAAAGUCCUAAGAUGACACUCAUCGACGCCUUCAGAGACCGCAGUCUAUUUAUAACUUCUCUGGUCACGUGGUUUGCCUGGUGAGCAGAGACAAGUGGUAGAGUAGUAAGAGUUUAUUUGCUGUUAGUCUCUGUUUGCUGUUAGUCAUUGUUUGCUGUUAGUCAUUGUAAGCUAUUAGUCAUUGUUCCAUGUUAGUCAUUGUUAGAUGUUAGUCAUUGUUAGCUGUUAGUCAUUGUUUCCUGUUAGUCAUUGUUUCCUGUUAGUCAUUGUUUCCUGAUAGUUAUUGUUAGCUGUUAGUCAUUGUUAGCUGUUAGUCAUUGUUAGCUGUUAGUCAUUGUUUAUUGUUAGUCAUUGUUAGCUGUAAGUCAUAGUUUGCUGUUAGUCAUUGUUUCAUGUUAGUCAUAGUUUCAUGUUAGUCACUGUUUGCUGUUAGUCAUUGUUAGCUGUAAGUCAUUGUUUUCUGUUAGUCAUUGUUAGUUGUAAGGGAUUGUUUGCUAUUAGUCAUUGUUAGCUGUUAGUCAUUGUUUGCUGUUAGUCAUUGUUUGCUCUUAGUCAUUGUAAGCUGUUAGUCAUUGUUUCAAGUUAGUCAUUGUUUCUUGAUAUUCAUUGUUUGUUGUUAGUCAUUGUUUCCUGAUAGUUAUUGUUAGCUGUUAGUCGUUGUUUCCUGAUAGUCAUUGUUCGCUGUUAGUCAUUGUUUCCUGAUUGUCAUUGUUUGUUGUUAGUCUAUGUUUGUUGUUAUUCAUUGUUAGCUGUAAGUCAUUGUUUGCUGUUAGUCAUUGUUUGCUGUUAGUCAUUGUUAGCGGUUAUUCAUUUUUAGCUGUUAGUCAUUGUUAUCUGUUAGUCAUUGUUCCCUUUUAGUCAUUAUUUCAUGUUAGUCAUCGUUAGCUGUACGUCAUUGUUUCCUGUUAGUAAUUGUUUCCUGUUAGUUAUUGUUUCCUGUUAGUCAUUGUUUCAUGUUAGUCACUGUUUGCUGUUAGUCAUUGUUAGCUGUAAGUCAUUGUUUUCUGUUAGUCAUUGUUAGCUGUAAGUGAUUGUUUGCUAUUAGUCAUUGUUAGCUGUUAGUCAUUGUUUCCUGAUAGUCUUUGUUAGCUGUUAGUCAUUGUUAGCUGUACGUCAUUGUUUCCUGUUAGUCAUUGUUUCCUGUUAGUCAUUGUUUCCUGUUAGUCAUUGUUUCAUGUUAGUCACUGUUUGCUGUUAGUCAUUGUUAGCUGUAAGUCAUUGUUUCCUGUUAGUCAUUGUUAGCUGUAAGUGAUUUUUUGCUAUUAGUCAUUGUUAGCUGUUAGUCAUUGUUUCCUGAUAGUCUUUGUUAGCUGUUAGUCAUUGUUUCAUGUUAGUCAUUGUUUCCUGUUACUCAUUGUUAGCAGUAAGUCAUUGUUUGCUGUUAGUCAUUGUUAGCUGUUAGUAAUUCUUUGCUGUUAGUCACUUUUUGUUUUAGUCAUUGUUAGCUGUUAGUCAUUGUUUGCUGUUAGUCAUUGUUAGGUGUUAGUCAUUGUUAGCUGUUAGUCAUUGUUAGCUGUUAGUCAUUAUUUCCUGUUAGUCAUUGUUUGAAAUAUGUUUAAGCUUACCAUACAUAUUAUUUACUGGAUCUUAUCUGUGAUAAUCGUGCGACACAUUUUUUGUGUGUGUAUUGACAUAAAUAUGGCUUGACAUGGGAAUGUCAUAAGUAAAUUAGUGGUUCUUAAUUUUAUUUGUAUCCAGAUACAUUUUAUUGAGUUUUUCAACAGUAAUAUGAUUGUGUUUUUAAUCAGUAGAAAGAGCUUAUAAAAAAGUUCAUUAUGAAAUGAAGACUUUAAACAUGGAAACAAGCGAAUAUGUAAAAAUGAAAAUUGUGAAAAGGCAGUACAAAGAUUAAAAUAAUUAACAUGGACUUUGUGGUGUCAUGAUUCGGCUCGAAAACCUUAGUACAUAUUUGUGCAAUGAAAUUUUUUUUUAACCAAGGGAUAUUCCCCACUUAUACUUUCCAAUUUUGUGACCUGCAUUCUAAGUUGAUAGUUGAAUUAUUUUUGUUCCCACGUCAAAACUGUUGGCCCCUGAGAUAUCUAAUGCCCCUGCUACCCCCUGUGUUUGCACGGCCCUCGUAAUGGCUCUGCUUGUCUUAAGCAAAAUUAUUCGCCAUGUUGUUACGUACCGUUAUAUAUUUAAAGUAAACAAAGUUAUUGUUUUAAAGAUCGUCACUUUGUUUUUUAAUCUAGAGCAGGCCUGCACAACAUACCGCCCGCGGGCGCAUUUGGCCCGCCAGCACACACUUUGCGGCCCACGAAGUAAUGAAAUAUUCUUUAUUCUUAUUAUUUUCUUGAUAGAUGUCCCACCUUUCUAUUUUCUUUUGGCCCGCUCAAGCCCUGACCUAUUUCCUUUUGGCCCGCACAAAUUUUUCAUAAAGUAGUACGGCCCUCCCUACAUUUUGAGUUGUGCAGGUCUGAUCUAGAGUUUUUCCAAAUAAAGGAGUUGAACGAGAUUGACCAAAGAUGCCGUAUGUUCAUUGGAGUGGCGUAGCUAAGGAUAGGGCCGCCUGGGCUGGUCAAGCAUUCCGCACCUCCUCCCUGGCCACGAACAACGAGAUUGACCAAAGAUGCCGUAUGUUCAUUGGAGUGGCGUAGCUAAGGAUAGGGCCGCCUGGGCUGGUCAAGCAUUCCGCACCUCCUCCCUGGCCACGAACAUAAACUCAGCAGUAGGCCCAAAAAGCCGCCCCUCAAUAUGAGUAAAAGAAUGCCGCCCGGGGCGAGUCGCCUCCUCCACGCCCUCCUUCCUGCGCCACUCGUUCAUUCAUGUGUCAUGUACAUUCCUAACAUACUUAUGCCUACGUUAAAAAAACAAAAUGACCCGUUGUAAACAGACAUAAAGCAUCUAUAGACCCAAUCUACGAAACAGUAUUUAUUCCAAUAAGAAUUUGGUAAUAUUAAAAUUUCUAAUAAAGUAAAAAUGUAACCAAAUUAAUAGAGCUAUGUUUCAUGUUGGUUCAAUAGGUAUGAUGACGUCAUCACUUCUUUUUUUUUUUUUUUUUUGGCGCCCCGCUCCGGCAUGGGGUACCGGAAUUUGUAUUUGUUUUUUCUGCAUUUUUUUAUAAAAAUAUUCUUUUUUUAAUGAAGUAGCUUAAAGAAAUAAAUAGUUUAAAUAUUUUUUUUUGGCGCCACGCUCCGGCAUGGGGUACCGGAAUUUGUAUUUGUUUUUUCUGCAUUUUUUUAUAAAAAUAUUCAUUUAUCAAUGAAGUAGCUUAAAGAAAUAAAUAGUUUAAAUAACAAUUAUAAAAAAAAAAUAUUUCUAUUUAUUUACAAUGUUUUUAAGUAUUUAUAUAAUACUGUAAAAACAACCAGGUUGAGAGACAGAUACAUUUGUAAACAUCUUUUCUGUCUCUCUAUUGAUGCAAUAUUUGUUCAAACAUCCUUUCUGUUUCUCUGUUGAUACGAAACUGAAAUGAGGUAUUCGCCAAAAUGCAUUCCUUUAUAUUAAAUUCCCUUCAUUUCCGCUUUCGCCAGCUCCCGAUCAAAGUGACACUGGCCCCUUUGUAUCUAUACACCAGGCCUGUACAACUCAAAAUGUAAGGUGGGCGGUAAUACUGUAUGAAAAACUUGUGCGGGCCGAAAGAUAAUAUGACAGGAGGGAAAGCUCUUAAGAAAGGAGAUGGUGGUGGGCCAUAUCUUGUGGAUGCCUGCUGCACACAGAUAUCUUAGCUGUCCAAAAUAUUAUUCCCCUUCCUUUUUGUAAAAACAGUUGGACUAUAUGUGUCUUUAUAGAAUCCAGGGGAGACAAUAGGGUCGGACCAAAGGGAUACAACCCCAGGUCGCCAAAACUAGGUGAAUUCAUUUUAUGUAGGGCGUGGGCCCCGGAUUCAGAGCCGGCGCUGGUUACCAUUAUGCCAUUAUGCCUACUUUUGGUGUUCAUAAAUGCAUUGCCCCACCCCACAUUUGUUCCAAACACUUGAAAUGCCCCUCGGAUUAAAUUCUACGAAAUGUUUCAAAUGUUGGUGCAUGUUAGCAACUAUAGACCAGCUUUAAUUUUAAAAUUAUGUUUAUAAAUUGGUGUGCCGCAGAAAUAUGGGAAGGGUCUAGGUGUGCCGUGAGUGAAAGAAGGUUGCAGGACACUAUAGUUUACAUGAACAUUCUUCAUGAUUUGUUCGAUGUUUUCUCUUCAAAAGACAGACAUUGAUUUGUUUAUGGAGACGCGGCAUGUGUAUGUGGUGCGGGCGGGAAGCGUGGGGGGGGGGGUUGGGUCUUGAUAUUUUCUGCAUGCUGACGUGUAUAUAUUAUGACAUACUUGUCACAGGUUCACCACGGCUCUGGGGUACUUUGUCAUUUAUCUCAACUCUGUCACGUUGUCGGGAGAUCGAUUCCUCAAUUACUUUCUGACGGCCACGAUGGAGAUCCCAUCGAACAUAUUCUUCUAUUUCAGCCUCAACCGGUCAGUGUGUCUUACAUCUUUCUUUGUGUGUCAUAGAUCUGUUUUGUGUGUCUUGGAUCUGUCUUUGUGUCUCAGAUCUGUCUUUUUGUGUCUCAGAUUUUUUUUUUGUGUGCGACAUUUGUCUUUAUGCUCGGCUCUCGUCUCAGAUAUGUUUAUUUCUGUCUCACGACUGUCUUUGUGGGUCUCAGAUAUGUCUAUUUCUGUCGCACAUCUGUCUUUGUGGGUCUCAGAUAUGUGUAUUUCUGUCUCACGUCUGUCUUUGUGGGUCUCAGAUAUGUCUAUUUUUGUCUCACGUCUGUCUUUGUGGGUCUCAGAUAUGUCUAUUUCUUUUUAACAUCUGUCUUUGUUGGUCUCAAAUAUGUCUAUUUAUGUCUCACAUCUGUCUUUGUUGUUCUCAGAUAUGUGUAUUUCUGUCUCACCUCUGUCUUUGUGGGUCUCAGAUAUGUCUAUGUCUGUCUGUCUCUCUCAAAUAUGUCUUUGUGCGUCCUAAUUCUGUCUUUGUACGUCCAACUUUUGUCUUUGUAUGUACUACUUCUGUCUUUGUACGUUCUACUUCUGUCUUUGUAGGUCCCACUUCUGUCUUUGUAUGUCUUACUUCUGUCUUUGUAUGUCCUACUUCUGUCUUUGUAUGUCCUAUUUUAUGUCUGUGUACGUCAUACUUAUGUCUGUACAUCUCCUACUUAUGUCUUUGUACGUACUAAUUCUGUCUUUAUACGUCCUACUUUUGUAUUUGUAUGUCCUACUUCUGACUUUGUAUGUCCUAUUUGAUGUCUUUGUACGUUCAAGUUCUGUCUUUGUACGUCCUACUUCUGUCUUUGUACGUCCUCAUUAUGUCUUUGUAUGUUCUAUUUCUGUCUUUGUAUGUCCUGUUUUAUGUUUUUCUAAGUCUUACUUAUGUUUUUGUACAUCCUACUUCUGAAUUUGUACGUCUUACUCCUUUCUUUAUAUGUACUACGUAUGUCUUUUUAAGUCUUACUUAUGACUUUGUACGUACUAAUUUGUCUUUGUAUUUCCUACUUCUGUCUUUGUAUUUCCUACUUCUGUCUUUGUAUGUCCUACUUCUGUCUUUGUAUAUCCCACUUCUGUCUUUGUAUAUCCUACUUCUGUCUUUGUAUGUCCUACUUCUGUCUUUGUAUGUCCUACUUCUGUCUUUGUAUGUCCUACUUCUGUCUUUGUAUGUCCUACUUCUGUCUUUGUAUGUCCUACUUCUGUCUUUGUAUGUCCUACUUCUGUCUUUGUAUGUCCUACUUCUGUCUUUGUAUGUCCUACUUCUUUCUUUGUAUGUCCUACUUCUGUCUUUGUAUGUCCUACUUCUGUCUUUGUAUGUCCUUCUUCUGUCUUUGUAGGUCCCACUUCUGUCUUUGUAUGUCCUACUUCUGUCUUUGUAUGUCCUACUUCUGUCUUUGUAUGUCCUACUUCUGUCUUUGUAUGUCCUACUUCUGUCUUUGUAUGUCCUACUUCUGUCUUUGUAUGUCCUACUUCUGUCUUUGUAUGUCCUACUUCUGUCUUUGUAUGUCCCACUUCUGUCUUUGUAUGUCCUACUUCUGUCUUUGUAUGUCCUACUUCUGUCUUUGUAUGUCCUACUUCUGUCUUUGUAGGUCCCACUUCUGUCUUUGUAUGUCCCACUUCUGUCUUUGUAUGUCCUACUUCUGUCUUUGUAUAUCCUACUUCUGUCUUUGUAUGUCCUACUUCUGUCUUUGUAUGUCCUAUUUUUUUUUGUAAUGGUGUGCCCCACAGGUUCGGAAGAAGGACCACCACAGUGAUACCGUUUGUCGUGUUGGGUACAGCCGUCCUGGCUGCUGGGCUCUUCAAAAAACUGGAACAGUGUAAGUGGGUCUUUUAACUUGGAUUGGCAUUGGAUAGAUGUUUGUUCACAAUUCUUUUAUACAAUGAAAUAAAAGUGAGAAUGUGAGUUAACAUUGUGUACAUUUGAUUCCGGUUAACUCCAUGACUUCUACUUUAACCAUAUCAUGUUAACUCCAUGCCUUCUCAUUUAACAAUGUCAUGUUAACUCCAUGCCUUCUCAUUUAACAAUGUCAUGUUAACUCCAUGUCUUCUCAUUGAACCAUGUCAUGUUAACUCCAUGUCUUCUCAUUUAACCAUGCCAUGUUAACUCCAUGUCUUCUCAUUUAACCAUGCCAUUUUAAUCCCAUGUCUUCUCAUUUAACCAUGCCAUGUUAAUUCCAUGUCUUUUCAUUGAACAAUGUCAUGUUAAUUCCAUGUCUGCUCAUUUAACCAUGUCAUGUUAACUCAAUGUCUUCUCAUUUAACCAUGUCAUGUUAACUCCAUGUCUGCUCAUUUAACCAUGUCAUGUUAUUUCCAUGUCUUCUCAUUUAACCAUGCCAUGUUAACUCCAUGCCUUCUCAUUUAACCAUGUCAUGUUAACUACAUGUCUUCUCAUUUAACCAUGUCAUGUUAACUCCAUGUCUUCUCAUUUAACCUUUUCGUGUUAACUCCAUUUCUUCUCAUUUAACCAUGCCAUGUUAACUCCAUGUCUUCUCAUUUAACCAUGUCAUGUUAACUCCAUGUCUUCUCAUUUAACCAUGUCAUGUUAACUCCAUGUCUUCUCAUUUAACCAUGUCAUGUUAACUCCAUGUCUUCUCAUUUAACCAUGUCAUGAUAACAUCUCGUCCCUUUAAUUCCAGCCAACCCGGUGUUUGCACAUUUAACCCUAACUUCGUCUCUGGUGGCGAUGAUUGGUGCAAGUGGAUGUUUUGGGGUUGUCUUCCUUUACACGCCGGAAAUGUUCCCAACUAAUUACAGGUAAGUCAAUGACCCACUUAAUACAGGUUAUUGACUCACAAACUAAUAUAAAUGACCUACUUGCUUCAGCUAAAUGACUCAUGUAAUACAGGUAAAUGAUCCAGUUAACAGGUAAAUAUCCCACUUAAUAUAGGUAAAUGACCCACUUAAUGCAGGUAAAUGACCCACGUUAUACAUAUUAAUGACCCACAAACUAAUGAAAAUGCCCAACUAUCUUCAUAUAUAUAACCCACUAGCUACAGAUGUAUGACCAAAUAACUACAUCUAAAUGACUUACUUAAUACAGGUAAAUAACACAUUUAAUACAGGUCAAUGAACCUGUAACUAAUGUAAAUAUUAACUUCAGCUAAAUAACAAAAUCACUACAGGUCCAUGACCCACUGGCCGGCGUGGUCUACGGAUCAAAAAAAUAAGAGAGGGGUGUGUGUCAAUAUUGUAGGCAUGUAUGUAAACAUUGUUGGCGUGUAUGUCAACAUUUUAUGCGUGUAUGUCGAAAUUGUGGGCGUGUAUGUAAACAUUUUAUGCGUGUAUGUCAACAUUUUAGGCGUGUAUGUCAACAUUAUACGCUUGUAUGUCAACAUUGUAGGCGUGUAGGUCAACAUUGUAGGCGUGUAUGUAAACAUUGUUGGCGUGUAUGUAACCAUUGUUGGCGUGUAUGUCAACAUUAUAGGGGUAUACGUUAACAUUGCAAGCGUGUAUGUAAACAUCGUAGGCGUGUAUGUCAAUAUUGUAGGCAGUAUGUCAACAUUGUAGGCAUGUAUGUCAACAUUGUAGGGUUUUAUAUUAACAUUGUAGGGAUGUAUGUCAACAUUGUAGGCAUGUAUAUCAACAUUGUAGGGGUGUAUGUCAACAUUGUAGGGAUGUGUGUCAACAUUGUAGGGUUGUAUGUGAACAUUGUAGGGAUGUAUGUCAACAUUGUAGGGAUGCGUGUCAACAUUGUAGGAGUGUAUGUCGACAUUGUAGGGAUGUGUGUCAACAUUGUAGGGAUGUGUGUCAACAUUGUAGGGAUGUGUGUCAACAGUGUAGCGAUGUGUGUCAAUAUUGUAGCGGUGUGUGUCAACAUUGUAGGGAUGUGUGUCAACCUUGUAGGGAUGUAUGUCAACAUUGUAGGGAUGUGUGUCAACAUUGUAGUGGUGUAUGUCAAAAUGUAGGGAUGUGUGCCCACAUUGUAGGGAUGUAUGUACAAUUUGUAGGGAUGUGUGUCAACAUUGUAGGGAUGUGUGUCAACAUUGUAGCGAUUUGUGUCUACAUUGUAAGUGUGUGUGUCAACAUUGUAGGGAUGUGUGUCAACAUUGUAGGGUUGUAUGUCAACAUUGUAGGGUUGUAUGUCAACAUUGUAGGGAUUUAUAUCAAUAUUGUAAGGAUGUGUGUCAACAUUGUAGCGUUGUGUUAACAUUGUAGGGAUAAGUUUCAACUUUGUAGGGUUGUAUGUCAACAUUGUAGGGGUGUAUGUCAACAUUGUAGGAAUGUGUGUCAAUAUUGUAGGAGUGUAUGUCAACAUUGUAGGGAUGUGUGUCAACAUUGAAGGGAUGUGUGUCAACAUUGUAGGAGUGUAUGUCAACAUUGUAGGGUUGUAUGUCAACAUGGUAGGGAUGUACGUCAACAUUGUAGGGAUGUAUGACAACAUUGUCGGGGAUGUGUAUCAACAUUGUAAUGAUAUAUGUCAACAUUGUAGGGUAUAUGUCAACAUUGUAGGAUUUUAUAUCAACAUUGUAGGGAUGUAUGUCAACAUUGUAAGGUUGUAUGUCAACAAUGUAUGAGUGUAUGUCAACAUUGUACGGGUGUAUGUCAACAUUGUAGGGGUGCAUGUCAACAUUGUAGUGUUGUAUGUCAACAUUGUAUGAGUGUAUGUCAACAUUGUAUGAGUGUAUGUCAACAUUGUAGGGGUAUAUGUCAACAUUGUAUGAGUGUAUGUCAACAUUGUGGGGUUGUAUUUCAACAUUGUAUGAGUGUAUGUAAAUAUUGUAUGAGUGUAUGUCAACAUUGUAUGAGUGUAUGUCAACAUUGUAUGAGUGUAUGUCAACAUUGUAGGGUUGUAUGUCAACAUUGUAUGAGUGUAUGUCAACAUUGUAUGAGUGUAUGUAAACUUUGUAUGAGUGUAUGUCAACAUUGUAUGAGUGUAUGUCAACAUUGUAGUGUUGUAUGUCAACAUUGUAUGAGUGUAUGUCAACAUUGUAGGGGUAUAUGUCUACAUUGUAGGGGUGCAUGUCAACAUUGUAGGGUUGUAUGUCAACAUUGUAUGAGUGUAUGUCAACAUUGUAGGGGUGUAUGUCAACUUUGAAGGGUUGUAUGUCAACAUUGUAGGGUUGUAUGUCAACAUUGUACGGGUGUAUGUCAACAUUGCAGGGGUGUAUGUCAACAUUGUAGGAGUGUAUGUCAACAUUGUAGGGAUGUAUGUAAACAUUGUAGGGUUGUAUGUCAACAUUGUAGGGAUGUAUGUCAACAUUGUAGGUAUGUGUGUCAACAUUGUAGGGGUGUAUGUAACAUUGUAGGGGUUUAUCUCAACAUUGUAGGAGUGUAUGUCAACAUUGUAGGGUUGUAUGUCAACAUUGUAUGAGUGUAUGUCAACAUUGUAGGGGUGUAUGUCAACUUUGAAGGGUUGUAUGUCAACAUUGUAGGGUUGUAUGUCAACAUUGUACGGGUGUAUGUCAACAUUGCAGGGGUGUAUGUCAACAUUGUAGGAGUGUAUGUCAACAUUGUAGGGUUGUAUGUCAUCAUUGUAGGGAUGUAUGUCAACAUUGUAGGGGUGUGUGUCAACAUUGUGUGUAUGUCAACAUUGUAGGGGUGUAUGUAACAUUGUAGGGGUUUAUGUCAACAUUGUAGGAGUGUAUGUCAACAUUGUAGGUGUGUGUGUCAACAUUGUAGGAAUGUAUGUAAACAUUGUAGGGUUGUAUGUCAUCAUUGUUGGGAUUUAUGUCAACAUUAUAGGGUUGUAUGUCAUCAUUGUAGGGAUGUAUGUAAACAUUGUAGGGUUGUAUUUCAACAUUGUAGGAGUGUAUGUCAACAUUGUAGGGUUGUGUGUCAAGCUUGUAGGAAUGUAUGUCAACAUUGUAGGGAUGUGUGUCAACAUUGUAGUGGUGUAUGUCAAAAAUGUAGGGAUGUGUGCCAACAUUGUAGGGGUGUCUGUCAACAUUGUAGGGUUGUAUGUCAACAUUGUAGAUUUGUAUGUCAACAUUAUAGGAGUGUAUGUGAACAUUGUAGGGGUGGGUGUCAACAUUGUAGGGGUUUAUGUCAACAUUGUAUGGGUGUGUGUCAACAUUGUAGGGUUGUAUGUAAACAUUGUAGGGUUGUAUGUCAACAUUGUAGGGUUGUAUGUCAACAUUGUAUGAGUGUAUGUCAACAUUGUAGGAGUUGUAUGUCAACAUUGUAGGAGUGUAUGUCAACAUUGUAGGAGUGUAUGUCAACAUUGUAGGAGUGUAUGUCAACAUUGUAGGAGUGUAUGUCAACAUUGUAAGAGUGUUUGUCGACAUUGACGGGAGUAUAUCAACAUUGAUUGUAAGGAUUUGUUUCAACAUUGCAGGCGUGUAUGUCAACAUUUCAGCCGUGUAUUUCAACAUUGUAGGCGUGUAUGUCAACAUUGCAGGCGUGUAUGUCAACAUUGUAGGUGUGUAUUUGUUAUGAUCAUUUACAUGAAAUAUUGGCCAACUUGGAUCUUUAUUUCUUCCACCAACAGAAACCAGGCGCUGGGAGUAGCAUCCUUGAUAGGACGAAUAGGUGGGAUGUUAGCACCUUUCAUGGGACUGCUGGUGGGUCAAUUAUGUCCAACCCUUUCUUAUUAUUAGAAGUGGUUUUCUCGUUACGUUUAUUUAUCAAUAUUUUGAUUCAACGAAAUAAAAUCAGCGUUUUAUAAGAUGUAUAUAUAUAUAUAUAUAUAUAUNAUAUAUAUAUAUAUAUAUAUAUAGAUAUAUAGAUAUACAGAGAGAGAGAGAGAGAGAGAGAGAGAUACAUAUAUAUAUAUAUGAGGCUAUUUUUGGCAUUUUACAUACAGAAAAUGGGGCCUUUAUUAUAUUAUAUUAUUUAUUAUAUCACAUGUAAUCUAGAAAGCUUAUUUAAAUAUAAUAAGUAGCCCUGCGAGCUGGUUCUUAACAAUACAGCUAAUAUCUUUGUAACGUUGAAAAUGUUGCUUUUAAAGUAAUGGAUCGACAUUAGCCUUUAUUUAGGGCUCAACAAUCUGCUAAGAGUAUAUUUUUAGAGCUUCGGGUAGGGCCAUAUUAAAAGACAAACAAAUAACCCCUAUAAACAAAGGUCUUCGCGUAAAUCUUUUAUAUGCAUUUUUCUUUGAAAUUUUGUGAUCGUACGUGAUAUAUUAUUUAUGUGAUUGAAGAAAACGAUGGGGGUGGUUUUUAUCAAAGUUAGCGCAUGUAAAAACCUAAUAGACUAAAGAUCUAUUUUAACCCAUAUACUUCGCAAAUACAAAGCACAUCGCAACAGCUGCACAAUUAAUCUCCACACCAGAGCACGAAACCAUUGAACAAAUCACUAACAUGCCCCUCCCACCACCCACACCCCCAUACACACAUUUUUUUUUUGAAAAAGGACAAAUUUAUUGGGGGGGCGGAGUGGGGUGGAGGGUGUGGCUGAAAAUUUGAAAGACUUUGAUGUCAUCUGCAACGAGUCUAUGUGCCAAGUUUCAUUUCGAUAGGGGGACAGGAAAUGGGUCGGUUAGCCUUCCGAAGAAUGUGCCACCACAAAUAAAGAAAGAAAGAAACACAUCGUCAAAAGCAAAGUUAAUAUAAAGGCUUUAAAAAUAGUGGCGUCCAUUACUUCAAACGGCAGCAUGCGAGCCGGAGACCCAUGUGGUGGACCACUGGCCUAAUGGGACCCUUGUAGUGGACCACUGGCCUAAUGUGACCCUUGUAGGGGACCACAGGCCUAAUGUGACCCUUGUAGUGGACCACAGGCCUAAUGUGACCCUUGUAGUGGACCACAGGCCUAAUGUGACCCUUGUAGUGGACCACUGGCCUAAUGUGACCCUUGUAGUGGACCACUGGCCUAAUGUGACCCUUGUAGUGGACCACUGGCCUAAUGUUACCCUGUAGUGGACCACAGGCCUAAUGUGACCCUUGUAGUGGACCACAGGCCUAAUGUUACCUUUGUAGUGGACCACUGGCCUAAUGUGACCCUUGUAGUGGACCACUGGCCUAAUGUGACCCUUGUAGUGGACCACUGGCUUAAUGUGACCCUUGUAGUGGACCACAGGCCUAAUGUGACCCUUGUAGUGGACCACAUGCCUAAUGUGACCCUUGUAGUGAACCACAGGCCUAUUGUGACCCUUGUAGUGGACCACAGGCCUAAUGUGACCCUUGUAGUAGACCACUGGCCUAAUGUGACCCUUGUAGUGGACCACAGGCCUUAUGUGACCCUUGUAGUGGACCACAGCGCUAAUGUGACCCUUGUAGUGGACCACUGGCCUUAUGUAACCCUUGUAGUGGACCACUGGCCUAAUGUGACCCUUGUAGUCGUCUACUGGCCCAUUGUGAUGUUAGAUUUAAAGAAAAAUAUUUUUAAUGAUUUUAAAACUUUGGAAACGCUCUAGUAAAUACCAUGUCAUCUUUCCCCGUGACUGUUGAUGUUCCCCUCAUCCCAGGCAGACCAAGCCGUGUGGGCGCCAGGACUCGCCAUCGCCUUCUGCUCCUUGUUGGUGUGUCUUCUCAUGAGAUGUCUUCCCGAGACCAACGGGCGAGAACUGCCGCAGAACAUUGAAGAGUUGCAAAACUGGUCUUAAACGUAACGAGAUUGUGAUAAAUAAUUAAAAUCCCACAAAGUAGAAUUUUGUUACUCAUCAGAUUCAUUUUUUUUUGUUGUUUUUACAUUAAUGAUUGGUUAGAGUUGUACCUUAUUUGAUUGAAAAUAGGUAUUGAGACAGAGUUUAGUUUUGUAAUACAAAACACUGUUUGCAGAUGUAGGUAUACAAAAAUCGCACUUUGUAUCUAUGACUCAUUUAUAAUUAAUUUUGUGUAAUUAUAAUUCAAAAAUAAAAUAUAAUGACAUGAAUUUUC
Messenger RNA from Lymnaea stagnalis (great pond snail), 19417 nucleotides. NCBI's taxonomy places the organism in Eukaryota, Metazoa, Mollusca, Gastropoda, Lymnaeidae. The record is from the annotation of a GenBank genome assembly.